This is a messenger RNA of Eimeria necatrix, 870 nucleotides long. RefSeq lists its product as hypothetical. The coding region runs from base 1 to 870 and encodes 289 amino acids. The transcript has a single exon. NCBI's taxonomy places the organism in Eukaryota, Apicomplexa, Conoidasida, Eucoccidiorida, Eimeriidae. The record is from RefSeq and is a predicted model, not a curated record.
AUGCAGGGCCUCCGCUUCCGCCCCAAGGGGGGCCCCCAAGGGGGCCCCCCUGGGGGCCCCCCUGGGAGCCCCCCAGGGGGCCCCAGGGGAAGCUCCAGCCCGGAUCCGGGCAGCAGCAGCAAGAAGAGGGUUUGGGGUGUAAAGUGCAGCAGCAAGGCAAGGGCCCCACAAGCAACUGCAGGCCUGCUGCGUCUAAGCGCUGCGCUGCACUCAGCAGCAGCAGCAGCAGCAGCAGCAGCAGCAGCAGCAGCAGCAGCCGCAACAGCAGCAGAAGAGCAGCAACUCGUCAGUGCCAAGAGGCCUUCCGCCUCUGCUACGUGGAGCUCGUCAGGGCCGCUCGUCGCCAGGCCCUGGCCAUGUGUUCCCGCUCUCUCCCUGGCGCCUGUAGCGCUGCUGCUGCUGCUGCUGCUGCUGCUGAUGCGAAGGCAGCAGCAGCAACAGCAGCAGCAACAGCAGCAGCGGAGGGCUGCGGGGCAGCAGCGCCUGCUUCGUCGGGGGCUUCCCUUUCCCCAGUGGGUUCUGAAAGAGGGCCGGCUAGAGGCUCCUCUCCCAGCCCAGCUUCAUCUGCUGCAGCUGCUGCAGACCCUGCUGCUGCUGCUGCUGCUGCUGCUGCUGCUGCUGCUCGGCAGCGCACCUGUGCUGCAGCAGCAGCAGCGCGAGAGGUCCUACGCGAGCUGCGCCUCGUGGCCGUCAAGGCCGAGAGGGAAAGCCCCCAGGCCUGGCCCAGAUGGGCAAGGCCUCGCAGGGGCCCCCAAUAGGUGGCGGGGGGCCCCUAAGGCCCCCUGGGGCCCCCUUGGGGCCCCCCUGGGGCCCCUCAGAGACCCCUGGGGCCCCCCUGGGGCCCCUGAGAUGUCCCUGGGGCCCAUCUGA